CACGCUGCUCGUUUGCCUCCGACAAUUAAUUAAUUAUUUAUCAAUUAAUUAAUUAUUUAUCAAUUAAUUAACUUCAAUUAACAAGCAUUAAACUCAUAUUAUUGUUGAGUAGACUGGUGACAAUAAAGGUAAUCGCUUCCGGUUGGAAACCCGGUCGUGGUGGUGGGCGAAAUUUGUCGUCGUCGUUUUUGGAGCGGAAGAAGGACAGCCAGCAGACAGGUCACGGUAAAAGUAACCGCUUCCGAUUGGAACCUGGUCGUGGUGGUGGGUGAAAUUUGUCGUUGUCGUUUUUCCCUCGGAAGGAGGACAGCCAGCAGGUUUGCAACUAAUUCAAAACCAUGUCGGAAGUAUCAGACUUGCGAAUCCCUCUCCGGACCGUGAAAAAAGUCCAAUUUGGCAUCCUGUCGCCGGAUGAAAUCCGCCGCAUGUCCGUGACGGAGGGUGGGAUUCGCUUUACCGAGAUUACGGAAGGUGGUCGCCCCAAACUUUGCGGAUUGAUGGACCCUCGUCAAGGCGUCAUCGACCGAAACUCACGCUGUCUAACGUGCACCGGCACUCAGACCGAGUGUCCCGGACAUUUUGGUCACAUUGAUCUCGCCAAACCCGUCUACCACCCAGGAUUUCUCGGGAAAACGGUCAAAGUCCUGCGCUGCGUGUGCUUCUAUUGUUCGAAGAUGCUCGUGUCCCCCACUCACCCGAAAAUGAGGGAGGUCGUCGCCAAGACCAAAGGACAGCCUCGACGUCGCAUCGACUUUGUGUAUGAGCUUUGUAAGAAGAAGUCCAUUUGCGACGGAGGUGACGAAAUGGAUGGGAAUCAGGGCGAAGAAGAUCCCAAUAUUACGUCAAAGAAGAGCGGUCACGGCGGGUGUGGUCGUUUUCAGCCGAACAUCCGUAAAGUCGGGCUCGAGCUGUUUGCUGAGUGGAAGAACGUGAACGAGGCGGACCAGGAGAAGAAGAUGGCCGUCACGGCGGAACGUGUCCUCGAAAUCUUGAAACACAUUUCUGACGAGGAGAGCCUUGUGAUGGGGAUGGAUCCCAAGUGGUCCCGCCCCGACUGGAUGAUCUAUUCUGUCCUUCCCGUCCCCCCACUGCCCGUUCGUCCUGCUGUCGUCACGUUCGGCUCGGCUCGCAAUCAGGACGAUCUCACCCACAAACUCGCGGACAUUGUCAAGGCGAACAACGAACUUUUGCGCAACGACCAGUCCGGCGCCGCAGCUCACAUUAUUGCAGAAAAUGUUAAAAUGCUCCAAUUUCAUGUCGCUACACUCACCGAUAACGAAAUUCCUGGUUUGCCGCGCGCCAUGCAGACGUCGGGCCGUCCAUUGAAAGCGAUCAAGGCGCGGUUGAAGGGAAAGGAGGGCAGAAUUCGGGGCAACUUGAUGGGAAAACGGGUCGAUUUCUCUGCAAGAACGGUCAUCACACCAGAUCCGAACUUGAGGAUUGAUCAGGUCGGCGUGCCUCGCAGUAUCGCGCAGAACUUGACAUUUCCCGAGAUCGUGACCCCGUUUAAUAUGGAUAAGAUGACGGAACUCGUGGCGCGAGGGAAUAACCAAUAUCCCGGAGCAAAGUACAUCAUCCGCUCGAACGGGGACAGAAUUGAUUUGCGAUUUCAUCCGAAAUCUUCCGAUCUCCAUUUACAAUUAGGAUACCGGGUCGAACGUCACAUUCGAGAUGGCGACCUCGUAAUUUUCAAUCGACAACCCACUCUUCACAAAAUGUCCAUGAUGGGUCACAGGGUCAAAGUACUGCCCUGGUCGACUUUCCGAAUGAAUUUGAGUUGCACAACGCCUUACAAUGCUGAUUUUGACGGGGACGAGAUGAAUCUACACGUCCCACAGUCGAUGGAAACUCGUGCCGAAGUUGAAAAUCUACACAUCACGACCCGUCAAAUUAUCACCCCUCAAGCGAACAAGCCCGUCAUGGGGAUCGUGCAGGACACGUUGACCGGCGCGAAGAAGAUGACCAAGAGGGACGUCUUCCUGACCAAGGAACAAAUGAUGAAUUUGCUUAUGUUUUUGCCCAUUUGGGACGGGAGGAUGCCGAUGCCCGCCAUCGUGAAGCCGAUUCCUCUCUGGACCGGAAAACAACUCUUCACUCUUAUCAUUCCCGGAAAUGUGAACCUCGUCAAAACCCACGCCACACAUCCGGACGACGAGGACGACGGUCCGUACAAGUGGAUUUCCCCGGGAGACACGAAAGUCAUGGUGGAGCAUGGUGAACUCAUCAUGGGAAUUCUAUGCAAAAAGACGCUCGGAACGAGUGAGGGGUCACUUCUUCACAUCUGCUUUACCGAAUUAGGUCACGAGGUUGCUGGCCAGUUUUACGGGAAUAUUCAAACCGUCGUAAACAAUUGGUUGAUGUAUGAAGGGCACUCGAUCGGAAUUGGGGACACGAUUGCAGAUCCUCAAACAUAUCUUGAGAUUCAAAGAACAAUCAAGAAGGCGAAGGAGGACGUGAUCGAGGUGAUUCAAAAAGCACACAACAUGGAGCUCGAGCCUACUCCGGGAAACACGCUUCGACAAACGUUCGAAAAUCAGGUCAACCGCAUUCUCAACGAUGCUCGUGACAAGACUGGCGGCUCUGCGAAGAAGUCUCUCACAGAGUACAACAACCUCAAAACUAUGGUGGUGGCAGGGUCGAAAGGAUCAAACAUCAACAUCUCUCAGGUCAUCGCCUGCGUCGGGCAACAAAACGUUGAAGGAAAACGAAUCCCCUUCGGCUUCCGUAAGCGCACCCUUCCCCACUUCAUCAAAGACGACUACGGUCCUGAGUCCCGUGGCUUCGUUGAAAAUUCCUACCUCGCCGGACUAACUCCCUCGGAAUUCUACUUUCACGCCAUGGGGGGUCGUGAAGGAUUGGUCGACACCGCGAUCAAAACGGCAGAAACUGGAUACAUUCAACGUCGUCUCAUCAAAGCUAUGGAGUCCGUGAUGGUUGACUACGACGGCACGGUACGAAACUCUACUGGACAGCUGAUCCAACUCCGCUACGGGGAAGACGGCCUCGCCGCCGAGAACGUCGAACACCAAACCCUUCCCACCGUAAAACUGUCCAACUCUGCGUUUGAAGAGCGAUUCCGCUUCGACCCCACGAACGAGCGCUACCUCCGAAAAGUUUUUGACGAAGAAGUCAUGCGGGAAAUUGUCGGGUCGGCGGAAGUUCUCUCCGCCGUGGAGAAGGAAUGGAAAACUUUGAAGGCUGACCGUGCCACGAUGCGGGAAAUCUUCCCUUCUGGAGAAUCGCAUGUCGUCCUCCCUUGCAAUUUGAAACGGAUGAUUUGGAACGUGCAAAAAAUUUUCCACAUCGACAAACGACUCCCCGUCGAUCUCAACCCGAUCAGAGUGAUUGAAGGGGUGGAAAACCUAUUGAAAAAGUGUGUCAUCGUGCAAGGCGAGGAUGCUCUUUCGGUCCAGGCGAACAGCAAUGCGACCCUGCUUUUCUGCUGUAUGGUGAGAUCGAUGCUGUGCACGAGGAAGGUCGCGGAAGAAUUCCACUUGUCGACGGAGGCGUUUGAAUGGUUGAUUGGUGAGAUUGAGACGAGGUUUCAGCAAGCCAUGGCGUCUCCAGGGGAGAUGGUGGGAGCCUUGGCGGCGCAGAGUUUGGGCGAACCGGCGACUCAAAUGACGCUGAAUACUUUUCACUUUGCGGGAGUUAGUAGUAAAAAUGUGACUUUGGGAGUGCCCAGGUUGAAGGAAAUCAUCAACCUCUCGAAGAAGCCGAAAUCUCCCUCACUCACUGUUUUCUUGACUGGAGGCGCAGCUCGUGACGCCGAGAAGGCGAAAAAAGUUCUCUGCCGCUUGGAACAUACCACGCUGCGAAAGAUGACCGCGCACACGGCCAUCCAUUACGACCCUGACCCACAAAACACGAUCAUCGCAGAGGAUCAAGACUUUGUUAGUAUCUACUAUGAAAUGCCAGACUUUAACCCGGCAAGAAUUUCACCGUGGCUUCUCCGCGUUGAACUGGACCGGAAACGAAUGACUGAUAAGAAACUCACCAUGGAACAGAUCGCAGAGAAGAUCAAUUCCGCCUUUGGUGAGGACUUGAACUGCAUCUUUAACGACGACAAUGCUGAAAAGCUCAUUCUGCGCAUUCGAAUCACACAUCCGGAGGAUAAAUUAGAUGAUGACGACGAAAACCCUGAUCAAAUGGACGACUCCAUGUUCCUUCGCUGCAUCGAAUCCAGCAUGCUCUCAGAAAUGACACUGCAGGGGAUCGAAACAAUUGCCAAAGUUUACAUGCAUUUGCCCCAAACCGACGCCAAGAAACGGACCAUCAUCACAGACUCCGGUGAAUUCAAACAGAUCGCCGAGUGGCUGCUCGAGACGGAUGGAACGUCCUUAAUGCGAGUCUUAAGCGAGAGGGAUGUCGACCACGUGCGAACGUAUUCGAACGAUAUCUGCGAAAUAUUUAUGGUCCUGGGUAUUGAAGCAGUUCGAAAAUGUGUGGAGAAAGAGAUGAACACCGUGCUUUCGUUUUACGGGCUGUACGUCAACUACCGUCACUUGGCGCUGCUCUGCGACGUAAUGACUGCCAAGGGUCACUUGAUGGCCAUCACACGUCACGGAAUCAAUCGACAAGAUACCGGACCAUUGAUGAGGUGCUCGUUUGAGGAAACUGUUGACGUCCUGAUGGACGCUGCCGUUCAUGCUGAAGUUGAUCCGAUGAGGGGCGUUUCCGAAAACAUUAUGUUGGGACAACUUCCCCGCAUGGGCACUGGCUGCUUCGACUUGCUUCUCGACGCUGAAAAGUGCAAGUUCGGCAUUGAGGUCCCCACUGGUCCUGGACCCAAUGGUGACCUUGGAAUGGGCAGUGCAUUUUUCAACCUUGGAUCCAAAUCACCAAUGGACACGCCCUGGAUAUCUGGCGCCACUCCGGCGUACGACAACGUUUGGUCUCCCGGCGGAGGAAUGAUGUCAGGUGGGCCUGGAUUCUCGCCAUCUGCUGCUUCUGACAUAUCCAGCUUUUCACCUGGAGGAGGUCGUUCGCCGCUCAGUUCACCUGGAAGCCCAGGCAGUCCAUUCUACAUUCCUGGUGGAGUGUCGCCGAAUUAUUCGCCCACAUCGCCUGGGAUGAGUCCCUCGUUGCCGAACUAUUCUCCUGGAUCUUAUUCUCCUACAAGUCCGAGUGGAGGUCAGAGUCCGACUUAUUCUCCAACGAGUCCGAGCUAUUCGCCACAACUGAGUCCAUCGUACUCGCCGACGAGCCCAAGCUACUCACUGACGAGCCCAACCUAUUCGCCGACGAGUCCGAGCUACUCGCCUUCAAGCCCAAGCUAUUCGCCAACGAGUCCAUCUUACUCGCCGACGAGCCCAUCUUACUCGCCAACAAGUCCGAGCUAUUCACCGACCAGUCCGUCGUAUUCUCCGACGAGUCCAUCAUACUCACCUACGAGCCCGUCUUAUUCGCCGACGAGCCCAAGUUAUUCACCGACGAGUCCAUCUUAUUCGCCGACAAGCCCAUCUUACUCGCCGGCAAGUCCGAGCUAUUCGCCUACCAGUCCAUCAUACUCUCCCACGAGUCCAAGUUAUUCGCCAACCAGCCCAUCGUACUCUCCGACAAGUCCAUCCUACUCUCCGACGAGUCCAUCUUACUCGCCAUCGAGCCCAACCUAUUCUCCUUCGUCGCCGAAUUACAGUCCUUCGAGCCCGAGGUACUCUCCAAACAGUCCGACUAACUCGCUCGGACGGCCCGGAUCGCCCAAUUACAGCCCUUCGAGCCCAAGUUAUAGUCCAGCGUCGCCAAGUUAUUCAUCCCGGUAUUCACCUAGCUCACCAUCCAGUCCGACCUACAGCCCACAGCCGUCUGUCUCGUCUUACUCGCCAACGAGUCCGAGUUACAGUCCUGCGAGCCCCACGUAUUCGCCCAGUUCGCCUACCUACUCUCCCGAUGAGGACGAGAACAAGAAACCGGGAGGCAAGAAGGGCAGGAAAAAUAAAUAGACGGGAAAUCACCAUCGUCGUCAUCAACCCAAUUUUCGUCGUCACCUUAUUUUUGACAAAAUGUCACCAUUUCUAUUAUUAAUCACUCUUUUGCAAACUCCUCAUUUGUUCCUUAUUCAUCAACUUAUUCUAAUUCAAUUCGUUUGUACGAUUAAUUUUUAUAUCUGAAAAGUAAUUGGUUCAAACACCUUUGAUUGUUUUUUUAGGGGGUAAUUUUUUUUAGAUAGUUCGGUAAUGGGUAAAAAUUAUUACUUCGUUAUGUUUGAUUAUUACUUUGGGUGUUUUUUUAAUAAUACGAGCAAACAGAAGAACUUUCCAAGUUAAUCUUUAAUUAAUUCUGGUGAUGGUCAAAUGUUGUUUUCAUUAAUUUUAUGAUACUGCAAAAAUAAAAUUUAAUUCGGCACGUGAUGGGCAAAAAAAUACGA
Folsomia candida is the source of this 6367-nucleotide messenger RNA. RefSeq names its product DNA-directed RNA polymerase II subunit RPB1. The record is from RefSeq and is a predicted model, not a curated record. Bases 339 to 5942 code for a protein of 1867 amino acids. Gene Ontology annotation, molecular function: DNA binding. The transcript has 25 exons. Gene Ontology annotation, biological process: transcription by RNA polymerase II. Lineage: Eukaryota; Metazoa; Arthropoda; Collembola; Entomobryomorpha; Isotomidae. Gene Ontology annotation, cellular component: RNA polymerase II, core complex.